Ipomoea triloba (trilobed morning glory) is the source of this 1076-nucleotide messenger RNA. RefSeq names its product zinc finger protein 511. The transcript has 4 exons. Lineage: Eukaryota; Viridiplantae; Streptophyta; Magnoliopsida; Solanales; Convolvulaceae. Bases 124 to 954 code for a protein of 276 amino acids. The record is from RefSeq and is a predicted model, not a curated record.
AAGUUCCCCAACGGGUGCAGAAACGUAAUGAAAUUCAAAUAGAGCAAAUUUUCACACAGAGAUUGGGGCUGAGUGAGAGAGAUCGUGUGUUACAGAAUCGGGGAGUGUACUCACGUCACGGCUAUGGCGAUGGAGCUAGAAAGGGCUGUGCGGCUGGAGUUUCCUUUUUGGAGUCCGGCUCGUAGACGGUACGGUCCAGAUGAUCCCUUUUUUGCUGCUGGCAACAUCGAAAGACAACUUCUCGCCAAACAGGUAGCACUGGAUUUGACUGAAGCAGAGAAGCAGGUGGUUCGAAAUAUGGAUUACGGAGAAAGCAGUCAGGAAUACAACACUGAGUCCAGUUGCAACCUACCUUUGAUCAGUGAUGUCUUCUGUCCAAUCAUUGGAUGUGGUGCAUGGUUGCGGUGUUUGGAUGACUUUGAAGAUCACUACAAUGCACGGCAUUCUGCAUCUUGCUCCGUCUGCUCGAGAGUUUACCCCACAUCACGCCUGCUGAGCAUACAUAUAUCUGAAGCUCAUGAUUCAUUCUUUAAGGCAAAAGUUGCCCGUGGGUUUGCCAUGUAUGAAUGCCUUGUGGAAGGCUGUGGUGCUAAACUGAAUAGCUACAAAAUCCGGCAACAGCACCUGGUUGACAAGCAUAAAUUUCCAGCUUCCUAUGAGUUCUUCAGAAAAGCCCAUCCAUCAAAGAAAAGAAGACAGAAAAACCAACAGCGGCAAGCAUCAUUUAAGACAGAGCAAGACUCAAAUGCAAUGCAAGUGGAGGAUGAGGCUAUGGACAAACUCGUUUCAGCAGUCUCAAAAUUAAGCACUUCAGACUCUCCUUCGACCAUCAGUUUUGGUCGUAAUAGAAAUCGUGGCUUGGCUUUCAUGCCUCGAGCGGUUCAGUGUGAGAGAACACCAAGACCAGACUCCUCGCAGUGCUCAGUUGGCAGUGCAUUAAAUCGGAGAAAGUAACAGGAGGUUAGGGUGCAUCUGAUUUGAGUUGUUUUAUUGUAUGGAGUCAAAUUUUAGACUUUGUUUGACCAAUAUGCUUCAUUUCAUUUUGAAGAAGUUAAACAGAUUUUGUUGAUUAUGAA